This is a messenger RNA of Coffea eugenioides, 782 nucleotides long. RefSeq names its product putative glycine-rich cell wall structural protein 1. The coding region runs from base 81 to 578 and encodes 165 amino acids. The record is from RefSeq and is a predicted model, not a curated record. NCBI's taxonomy places the organism in Eukaryota, Viridiplantae, Streptophyta, Magnoliopsida, Gentianales, Rubiaceae. The transcript has a single exon.
AAAUUAGAUAAAAAGUCAGCUAUCUUUCCACACUUUGUAGCAAGAAAGAAACCCGAUUUUACUUGUCACAGACCAAAAAAAUGAAAUCGAUCGUUUUCCAAUUUGCUCUGGUUCUUCUCUUCUCCAUCUCAUGCCACUCUUGGGCGUUCAGUACAGGUGGUAAAGCAGGAGACGAGAAGCCACACCCUGCCGAAGUCGUCGCUAGUAGUCCUAGCAGCAGUGGCGGUCCAAGCUCAACGGAGAGUCCAUCAGGAGCAACAGGCUCGGGUCAUGGCUCAAACUGGGACUACAACUGGGGAUGGGGUUCCAGCCCUGGAGCUGGAUGGGGUUAUGGCUCUGGUUCAGGGCGUUCGCCCAAUGGGUUUGGCAGGGGUUCCGGCUUUGGUUGGGGUUCAGGCAGCGGUUCAGGAUCUGGAUACGGCUAUGGUUUCGGUGGAGGCGGUGCCGUUGGAGGUGGAGGUGGAUAUGGUUCUGGCGCUGGAGGUGGUGCCGGUGGCCAUGCAACAGGUAGCGACAGCUCAGGGGCUUCUGAGGUUCGAUCGCCAUCUACUUCUAGGCAAAAAAACACCCAUGCGUAAAGAAAUCGUUCUGGGGUCUGCGUCUACAAAUUUCUCCAGGACCAUAAUGGUUCAAUUGUGUGUGUGUGUAAUGCAUCUACGGUGUGAGAACUGUAUUCACGUGCAACGGUCUGUCUGCAUCCUUUGUGCUCAAGUGACUGUCUUAAUAGUGUGAACUAUCGGUGUUAAAGAUUAUCUACAUAUUUGUCUGAAUUCUUCCCUCUC